UCCGCCGUUUGCUUUACCCCCGUCAAUAUGGUGCAGAACGUUACUCGAAUCUUGUUUCUGGCUGUCGCCGCCGUCGCGCUUAUCGGUGGAAGUGAGGCAGCAAAUAUUCUGGGUCUGUUUCCCAGUUUAAGCCCCUCCCAUUUGAUCAUUCAAAUGUCAGCAGCCAAGGUGUUGGCGGAGCGGGGACACAAUGUCACCGUGGUCACCGUACUGAAGCCAGCAGUCAGCCAUAAGGACAUCAAUGUGAUACGCGUGCCCCUGAGUACGGAGGAGUCGGCAGAGAUGAGCGCCAUCAUAGAGAAAAUGUCAAAGAGUGACAACAAAAAUAUGCUAUAUUCCAUGUUCCGGAUGAUCGGACAGAUGAACUUUAUGUUCCGCAAAAUGGUGGAUGCCCUGAAGGAUCCGCGAGUACAGGAUCUCUAUCAGAACAAGGACAACAAAUUCGAUCUCGUACUGUCGGGAUUCUUCAUGAACGACUACCAAAUGGGCUUUGCAAGGAAAGUGAACGCCCCUCUGAUUGUGUUGGCUACCAUGCCGCCAAAUUUGUUGCUGAACUACUUGGUAGGCAAUCCCGAGGAACUCUCGUAUGUCCCAAGCAUUAACGAUUCCGUGGAAAAGGGCAAGGGACUGUCCUUCAAGCAACGCCUCGGUGGCUACGUCAUGAGCUUGGGCUUUAAGGUGUUUGCCAGAAUGACAGAGAACCGCAACAAAAAUACAUACAAAGAACUCUUUGGCGAUGAUCCCAACAUGCCCGAGUACUCGGAGAUGAUGAAGAACGCCUCCCUCGUGUUCUUUGCUUCCCAUGCACUGAGCGAGGGACCCGUGCGACCCAAUGUCCCUGGUGUGGUUGAGAUUGGUGGCAUUCAGAUCAAGGAUACGCCCGCUCCACUCCCCCAGAAUAUGGAGGAGUUCCUGGCCAAUGCCACAAAUGGAGGAAUACUCCUCAGUCUCGGCUCCAAUGUGCAGGGAAAGCAUCUCAGCCCCGACACCGUCCACAAAAUGUUCAAUGUCCUCUCAAAGCUGAAGGAGAGAGUAAUCUGGAAGUGGGAGGAUCUAGAGAAUACCCCCGGCAAAUCGGACAACAUUCUCUACUCCAAGUGGCUGCCACAGGACGACAUCCUGGCCCAUCCCAAGAUCAAACUGUUCAUCAACCACGCGGGCAAGGGAGGCCUCACAGAGGCCCAGUACCACGGAAAACCAAUGCUAUCCCUUCCCGUCUUUGGGGACCAGCCCGCCAAUGCCGAUGGGAUGGUCAAGAAGGGUUUCGGCCUCACUCUCAAUCUCCUAACCCUCGAGGAGCAGCCCUUCCGCGAGGGCAUCGAGGAGAUCCUCUCCAACCCUAAGUACUCCCAGACAGUGUCCACGUUCUCCAAGCUCUAUCGCGAUCGUCCACUCACUGCCCGGGAGUCGGUCAUCUACUGGACCGAGUACGUGAUCCGGCACCAUGGAGCGCCCCAUCUGCAGAGUCCCGUGAUGCACAUGAGCUUCAUAGCAGCCAACAACUUGGAUAUCUACGCUAUAUUAGCCAUCAUUGUAGUUGUUUUGCUGCUGCUGACAAAGGCUGUGAUUAAGUUCAUCAUCAGGAAGCUCUCCUCGAAGUCAAAGAAGGUCAAGAAGCAGUAAAGUGUGAGGAGUAGGAGUGUGUUGCGACACUCCUCUGAGCAUUCUGCCAACGGAUAGGCACAAUCCAUAGUGAAAAUACUCCAAACUCUCUUUAAACUACAUAAUUAA
Molecule: messenger RNA, 1731 nt
Organism: Drosophila subobscura
Lineage: Eukaryota; Metazoa; Arthropoda; Insecta; Diptera; Drosophilidae
Product: UDP-glucuronosyltransferase 2B15-like
Exons: 2
Coding region: 28-1623 (531 amino acids)
Molecular function (GO): UDP-glycosyltransferase activity
Source: RefSeq, a predicted model, not a curated record